This is a messenger RNA of Schizosaccharomyces cryophilus OY26, 2747 nucleotides long. RefSeq names its product DUF1752 family protein. Gene Ontology annotation, cellular component: cytoplasm. Lineage: Eukaryota; Fungi; Ascomycota; Schizosaccharomycetes; Schizosaccharomycetales; Schizosaccharomycetaceae. The coding region runs from base 650 to 2347 and encodes 565 amino acids. The transcript is spliced from 2 exons. Gene Ontology annotation, biological process: mitochondria-nucleus signaling pathway; regulation of nitrogen utilization; negative regulation of transcription by RNA polymerase II. The record is from RefSeq and is a predicted model, not a curated record.
CGGACAAAGAACCAAGCGCUAAAUUUCAGAGAAUUUGCUAAAAGCAUUUAUUUUUUGAGCUAAGUAGGCUGUUUGUCGUUAAGUUCGACGUAAAAGUUGAAUUUAACGAUCUUUUUGCUGUCAGAACGAUUGUAUUCUUCAAUUUACCAUUGCAUUUUUUGGGACAUCAUCUUUUAGAACGAGCUUUUCUUUUAUUGUGCGUUCUAAAGCUUUUUUAAAAUCAUUAGCACGUUGCACAUUCAUUUUGUAAAUCGGCACUUUUGAAUCGGCCGUGGAGCUUUUUGUACACGCGCAUGCGAGAAAAGCGAACCUAUGCCGUGAUUUUUCUUUAUAUGCUUCAUCGCUUUUAGUAUUUUUUGUGACUUUGGCUGACUACAUUGGAAACCCAUAUUUUUAUUAAUCUCGAAAGUUUGGAUACCGAAUAAUAACUCAGUUGGUAAUCAUCAAGCAAUCGUCAAGUUUCCUAUCUGAGUUUCACCACAGUUUUAUUUAAAAUUAGAACGCUCUCUUUUCUGUACCAUUUUUACGUCUUUUCAUUUUUAAUCAUUUUUCGUUCAUUGGCCUAUUCUUACUUAUAUCUUUUCACCUUUACUAGUAUUCUUCCCUUUAUUGCUUCACAUAAGAUUAUUCUCCUCCUUUACUAUACAAUAUGACGAAAAAAGUACUCUGUUCGAAUCCAAUGCUAUCCUUGGAGACAGAAAAUAUUGCGAAAUUAGGAACUCUGACCGCAGACAAUUUGAGCUGCAUGUGGAAUGUCUUCACCAAAUGCGCCGAAAAUCUCGAAAAUGGUCGUCGUCUUGAAAAUCUUUCAUGGCGGCUUUGGUAUCGUGAAGCCGUCAUGACUGACCAUGGCGCAAACUCCAAUGAAUGCAUGGAAUAUUCUCUCCCAGAUCUUUCUAGCAGUUGUGAUUCUAUAGCUUCAUCUGCAGAUUCCGAUGCUGGUGCCUCUAUUUACUCCCCUAAUAGCAAAUCUGACACUAUCCGUCUAAAUUCAACUACUAAUUCCGGAAGCCAGGAAUCUUCCGUGCGAGCUAAUCCAAAAGAUUCAUCGAACUCAACUUCUUGCAUACGCCCACACACCAGACGUCCCAGUUCCCGUCUACUUUCUUCGGAUACAUUUAAUCAACUUAUCUCAUCAUUUUCUCCUUUAGAGAAGCCCCUUGAGAAGUCGUUUGAGAAACGUUCAGAAAAAGAUUCUUCGUCUGCUUACCAAACGUCCGAUUACCACCAAGAACCACCGAAUGAAUCUUCAAACCGUCAAAAGCGACCGACUUUGACUAUAACUGUUAGUGAACCGUAUUCUACUUCUUCCAUGCCAGAACGUCAAAACGAUGCAUGUUCUGGUAAAAUGAUUCCUUCUGCUUCUAUUUUGCAAAACGAAUAUACAACAAAAGAAAGCAUUUCAAAACCUGUUCCCUCUUCCAGAGUCAAGUCAAAGGCUAAAUCAAUUAGCGAUUCUGUCGUCGCGGCUGCUAGAGCCAAGGAAGCUGAACGAGAAAAAAUUGCUAAAGUAACUGUGACACCCAGUAAAUCAACUAGCGUUAUUCAUGGAUUUAACCCAAGCAUUUCAAAAACAACUCCUUCAUCAUCCAACAAGACAAAGCCUGCACUUCAAGAUCAUAAUGCCGGAUUUUUAAAGCAAAUACCUGAUGUAAAGAAACAUCAUCCCUUUUUUUAUCUUAGAGGUGCCUAUUCUGACAAAAACCACUCACAGUCUUCUUCUAUGGUUUCUACAACGGAUGAUGAAGCUAUUUCUACAAGAUAUUCUGGUGCUUCUAAGUAUAAAACAAGGUGUACUGACGAAAGUGGAAAUAUUACUGCAAAGAGUGACGAUGAAGAUGCAUGGGUGUCGGAAGAUGAAGAAGCCAAUACUCCUCCUUUCUUUUUUAAGCGCUCUCCUACACCUCAUCAUACUUCUUCUUAUCGAAAUAGUGCUUUAUCAUUGCUUUUGUCGAAAGAGGAUAGACCACAAAGUGGGCAUAACGACGAGCCGAAAGUAGGCCUGCCGUCACCUUCACCAGUUUUGAAUUUUAACGCAGACAAUAUCGAUGUCCACGAAGCCAAGUUUGACAUGUCACACUCUAGUUAUUUAAGUGAUACGGCUUCCCAGUCAUCAGAACCAAGGGUUUAUGAAAUUUCUCAUAAAAACGCUAACCGGGCAAAACUACUAAACUCGGAAAUUUCGGAGAGUUUAAGGAGAGACCUCUUAUGGGAGCGGAGGCAGAAAGCAUCUUUGAGCAGCGCAGUCCUUCGAAGGCAUUAUAAAGCGAAUCAAUCUGAAGAUGAAGAUGCUCGUAACAAAGAAGUUGUUGAAAAAGCAUUUUCGAAUGAUUGCUCCGUUUGGUAAAAGUAAAGAAAACUUAGCCUUGAACGCGAGUUUUGAACAUGGAUUACUGAAAUUUCGGGAACUCUUAUUUGUGAAGAGUAUUUGAUCAUUGCGAGUUCCUCAUUAACAUUACUAUCAUUUCUGUUAAUAACGUUUAAUAAUGUUUCGAACUGGAAACGUAUGUAUAUUAAUUAUAAUUAUAUAUCUUAUUGGAAAGCUUGUUAUUUGAAAAAGAAAAAAAGGAGAGUGUGAAAAGGUAAUACUUGGCGCAUGCACUUGUAAUAUACUACUCAUAUAAAUAAAUAGAUAUGUUUCGAAUUCUUGCAAGAAAACAAAAGAAAAAUUAGUAAGCUUUUUUUUUUAUUUUUGGUGAUAUCUGAUUAUUAUCUUUUGUUAGAGAUAUGCAAGAGUUUGUUCCAAC